Messenger RNA from Lymnaea stagnalis (great pond snail), 11916 nucleotides. NCBI's taxonomy places the organism in Eukaryota, Metazoa, Mollusca, Gastropoda, Lymnaeidae. The record is from the annotation of a GenBank genome assembly.
ACUUACUACUUGCUUCCUGUGCAAGAGAUUAAAAAACAAAGUACGUUUUGUAAUUUGUUAAGCUAAGCAUUAUUUAUUCUGAUUUAAUAUUGAAUCUUGAAUAUUAUUUUAAAUAAGAUAAAAUCAUCUUGUUUAUUAGAUCAUGAAUAUUGAAAUUUUACCACUUUUUUAAAAGUGGUAAAAGUAACUAAUCUAAGUCUAAGUGAACUUCUGUUCUGAGCUUAUGAGUAGGGCUGAUCACCCACGUCCAUGGCCCAUGCCCAUCAUUGAUCAUAUGCCAUAUGCCCAUAUACCAUCAUACUGAUACUGAACUGGACCAUAGGACCAUAGUAUAGUGACAGUAUAGUCAUUACAUAGUCAUAUUAUUAGUAUUAUUAAUUUAGUAUUUUCAGCAUUUGAAUUUAUAAUUGAAUGAAAUUGCCAGCACCAUCAUUCACCAUGAAAUAAUAAUGACCAUGGGCCUGGAUUAUGUAUCAUAGUCAUAGUCAACUCUGAAAGUGUAUAAGUAUAGUCAUAGUCAGUAUAGAACUAGAGACUAUAUAGUCAGAGUAGAGUAGAGAUUGAGUGAAUUCUUAUCCUAAUCAUAGCUCAACAUUAUCAGAUCAUUAUUCCGAAUCAUUAGUAUUAGUGAUUAGAUUGGGUAUCAUUUUUUAAAUUGGAAAAUGUAAGCAAAGCCAGCCAAUAACGUUCUUUGAAAUUUAAAUUAGAGGCCAAUAUAUAAUAAAGGUAUACAUUAUAUUAUACAAAUACAGUAAAACCUCAGAUUUAAAUUGCCAUUAAAACGAGUUUGUAAAUUGGAGGGGGUCUUAAAAAAGAGGUAGGACAUUUUCGCAAAACGACAUUUAGUAAAUUGAGAUUGAGUAAACAAGUAAAAAAAAGUAUAGGCUAGUAUAGGCCAUAGCUACCAUCUUUCGUUGAGAAAUAUAAAUGCUGCUCACAAUCAAUACUAAUACAGUCUCAGUCACUAUCUUCCUGUUCCUCAUUUAUUCCAAAAAGAAAUCAAUGCUGGCAUGGUAGUUGUUUUAAGUGGUUGUGUAAGUGCUGAGUACAUGCUUAGAGUUAUAACCAUUUAUGUAAAGCCUAUAAGAUAAGCGCAUUAAUAUUGUUGUAAUUAUUUAUAUUCAAUCAUUGAAUAGUUAUUUGGUUGAAAGAAAGCUGUUAUUUCUGGGUUUUUUUGUAUGAUCCACCCAUGCAUGUUCUGAUGUUCUUUUACUUUGAACACCAGACAUGGUGUCGGCAAGGUCCAAGUUGAUAGGUCCCAGAGUUAUUUCCCCUUCACUAUUUCCUAGCUACUGGCUCCUUUAGUCAUCGUCUAACGUUUAAAAUUGUAAACGAAACUGUUUUCCUCAAGUGCAUAUAUAGUAUUGCUUUAGAAUCUGACUUGUUCAGGUGCUAGGUCUUAAAAUUGCAUUAUUUGAAGGUCGCAAAUCGCGUUUUAGAGGGUGUCGUUUAAAAGACGUCGUUUAUAUAUUACAAAGCAUCAGUGAAUUUUUUCCGGUCGCAUAUUGGAGUAACUAGUUUAAGAGAGGGUAGCAAAACUAAGAUUUUACUUUAAUCAUAUGAUCACGGUACUGAAUUUACUGAAGUACGGGUAUAUUAACUUAGACUUUUAAUUUAUUAAUUAAGUCUUAAGUGAUCUUAACUGUCUGAAGUAAGACUUAAUAGUAAAAGACAAGAUUCUUUAAAUUUAAGUCUUAAUUUAGACUUAAGAUACAUUUAGUGACUGACACUCACGACUAAGACUCGCAGUCAACAGUCACUUAAUUAAAUUUAUUUAAUAUUUAAUAUAUACACUAGUAGUUGAAGUACUAGUGGUCUAGGCUAAGUCAAGUGGCAGUGGUGACUCAGUGGUCAGUAAAUGAAAUUGAGUAAAUUAAUGCCCUUAUGUGAGAGUGUCAGUGUCACUAUUUACCCUGGUUUGUUACUGGACAUAAUUUAUAAUAAACUAAACUGCCAUUAAACAACAUUUUCAUAUCAAUCCUCCACCACCUCAAAUAGUGUAAUAAUAAUGUAAUUAUAAUGUAAAAACUAAGUAACUUAUAACUAAAUUUUAGGCUUACAAGUUAUUCAGAGGCGGAGAAUAAAGGACUCUUAAUCUUAAGUUAAAUCCAACCAAUACAAGGCUAAUUAAAAGAAUGCAUUAAAAAUGAGAUAAAUCCUAAAUUGCAAUUACUGCCUCUCAGUGCUGUUAUAUUUGGUUUUGAAAAUUUAAUCUGUGUUAAGAUUUGGCUCAUUAAUAUAUUGUCAAUAUGUAACAAUGGACUGCAAACCAGUGUACGAAGAAAAUGAUACCAAAGCUAGUGAUACUAUCAAAGUUCAAUUUAAUUAUACUAUUAAAUUUCUAUAAAAAUACAAAUUCAAAAUACAGAAGAAAAAAACUUAACCAACUUACAGCAGCGGUUCUCAACCUGUGGGUUGCACCCCCUUGGGGGUCGACAACCCUUACACAGGGGUCACCUAAGACCAUCAAAACACAUAUUUGUGUAGUAGCAACGAAAAUAAUUUUAUGGUUGGGGAUCACCCAACAUGAGGAACUGUUUUAAAAGGUCGCAGCAUUAGGAAGCUUGAGAACCACAGCUAGGUACAAGCCUUGAAAAAUAUAAAUAUUAAUUUACACACAUAAAGAGUACAAUCUUGCAAGUAUAAAACGUCUCUUAGAUGUCUUUGAAAAUUAGCAAUAAUCUCUUGGCCAGAAAAGCUGCCGGCCUAUAUAUAAUGAUCAAAUCAGAACCCCCUAGUCUCUAGAAAAGAAAUUCUAGGAAUUGUGUCAGCUGAAAGCAUUUUUUAGAACAAAUAGAAUGUAUUCGAACAUUAACAAUAUUUUCACAUUAAAAGGAGGGGGGUGGGGAGGGGGGUAAAAGGAGUUAUACAGUGAUGUCAAGAUCAAAAUAAACCAAAGGGGAGGUUAGUGGUGAUGGCCACAACACUAAAAUUAAGCCUACACACAUGCCAUAACACUGACAUUGUUAUUAUAAUUACUGAAUGUAGGUAGGCCUACUAUUAAAAUGGAUUCACUUACACAAAUACAAUAUAAAUGCAGACUAUAAGUGAUCAGUUGUAAUACAUAUUUCUCAGACGAUGGAAGACAUAGCAAAUGUGAAAGGUGUGGAACCAGGGAGACUUGUCUGUCAAGAACGUUAUGGAUCAACAGAAAAAAAACAUGAUUACUUUUUAAAGGAUGAAGAUGGAAUUUUAAAGAAAAUUGAUUCAUCUGCCCGUCACAGUUCACUUUCUCAUCUAUUCAGUGUUAGUUAAAACCUGGAAAUAUUUGUAUUAUUUUCAUUGUUUUUUUUUUUUUUAAUGUUUUCAAGUUAAUGAUCAGACUAGAUCUAACAUUGUUAAAGUUAUUUUAAAAAUUACAGUUUCUUGAAAAAAAGAAAUUAAUUUUGAAAUCACAAUUUUCAAAAAAAAAUUAGUCUGUUUACACAAAAAAUUACCUUCCUAAUAGUUUCACAUUUUAUUUUGUACAGAGCAUUUUCCUUCCACAAGGAUAUCCAGACAGUGUCAGCAGUGAUUAUCUCACUUAUCAGAUCUGGGACACAAUACAGGUGUGUUAUAAUGUUAAAAUGCUACUUUCAUUCAUUCAUAAAUAAACACUUCACCGGAUCUCAUUGAUGCUAUUUUUAUAGUCAUUUUUUAACAUGUUUGUCAAAGUUUGCUCUAAAGAAAAUGUAGUUUGUUAAUUUGAUAUGAAAGUCUCUGCUUCUUGGGAUGAGUUAUAUAUUUUAUUACUUAUGAACUUGUGUGCAUCCAAUUAUUUGAAAAUCGAAACCGAAGUUCUUAAAGAUUGUUGAACUUGAAAGAUAAUCUUGAUUUUUUUAACUUCAUUAUAAAUCAUUAGCAGUAUUAAAUCCUACCAGAUUCCAUUUGAUCACAUUAUUAAAAAUGUAGGUAGUCUAUCUAUGAUGUAAUAUUUCCUUAUAUAAUAUAUUUUACUGUUAGGCUUUUGCUAGCAGUAUAACAGGAACCCUUGCGGCACAUGCUGUGUUGAAGGGUGUGGGCGUUGGAGAUGGAACAGCAACUGUUAUGGGUGCAACUAUUACAUGGCUAUUGAAAGGUAUUUAACAUGACUAUUCAUUUUGUCUGAUUUACCAUUACGGCAACUGUUGUUGGGGUAACUAUUACAUGGCUACAUGUUUCUUUCAAAAAGCAUUACAUUUUCUCUCUUCAUAAUUAUCAGUCUCCUAUUUCCCUAAAAAACAAAAAAGCUUUAUUUGUUUAUGGCGACAGGUUUAGUCGUAUGUGCAUAUCUGUUUCAUUACAUUUAAGCUGACUGGUGCUAAGUGUGUCUGUUAAUAUUGUUAUUUUAGAUGGAGCUGGAAUGUUAGGACGUAUAUUGUUUGCAUGGGCAAAAGGGUGAGUAAUCUAGCUUAUAGAGUAACAUAACAUGAGUUACACAUAAAGCAUUUUCAAAAGUUGAUUUUUUUUUUUUUUAAAUAUACCACUUAAUUAUUAGAUUUCAAUAUUAUCAGAUAUGGAAACAAGUUUAUUUACAAAAUGAAGUUAAUAGUUAAUUAUGACUUGGAAAUUGCUUUGAAAUAUUAUUAUGUUAACUUUCGUCUUAACACACUGUAGCAUCAGGAAGGCUUUGUCCAAAUGACAUAUUAGGAUAUUAGAUUGAAAUUACUUUCAUCAGUUUUGAUGGAAUGCCAUUUUAGGAAAUGAAUUUUUUUUUUUAUAUCACUUUUUAUUUUGUUAUUUUCAGUACUGGACUAGACUGUGAUGCUAAAAGAUGGAGGUAAAGGAAAUAUUAUUUUUAGAAAAUCAUUAUUACAAAUGUUGAUCAAUUUUUUGGGGCCUACAGGAGCCAGAAUGAUCAAUACUUUGAUCGUGGGCCCUUAAUAUAUAGAAGAAGAAGAAAGUAUUUUUUAAUCAGAUAUUAGUGCUAGAUGGAUAUAAUGUACAAAUUUUAUAUUAAUUUGUGUGGGGGGGAAUGUUAAAUGGUAUAAUAUUCUCUCGAUUGUCCAUGCAUAAUAUUUGUUCAAAAUUGUUCAAAAGUCCAUCACCUUUUGUGUAUUAAAAAACGGAGUGGGGGAGUGGGGAAGCUGGGUGAGGUUAAUCACGUCCAGUUUUAAGAAAACAUAAGUCUAAUACAAUAUAAAUUCUCUCUAAUUUAGACAAGGAAGAGUCUCGAGAUGAGUCGACAUUUUUUUAAUGCGGUUGUUUCAUUUUGUUUAGGUUAUUUGCAGACCUACUUAAUGACACUGCCAUAUUUUUGGACAUUUUGGCUCCAUCAUUUGGCAGUUAUUUCACCAUUGUUGUGUGUGUUUCUGGCAUUUGCAGGGUUGGUAUCUGGUUUUAUAUGGUGUGAUAAAUUAGUGCAUUCAACUUUUUAAUAUUAAUUUUUGAGAAAGUUGCUGUUUUUAACAAGAUUAAUGUACAAAACCUUCCCAAGACCAUUUGCCAUUAUUUACAUGAACCUAUGUAACAAAUGUUCUAUUUUCUUAUGAUGUGUUGAAAGAAACCCUACAUUUUAUAUUGAAGAGCAUUGUUGGAGUGGCAGGUGGAGCGACGAGGGCUUCAUUGACACAGCAUCAGGCUCGCCGCAACAAUAUGGCAGAUGUUUCGGCUAAAGAUGGAAGUCAGGUUUGUUUCUUUCUCUAUCCAAUCAUUUUAAUGCAAAUUUUGACAUUUACACAUUUUUUUGUGUGUGAAUAUUACUUCAUUUCUGAGCAUCGAUAAUUUUGUUUAAAUUCAGCUUUGUCUGUGUUGUCAUGAACAAAGUAAAUGUUGAACAAAAUAUAAUCCUGCAAUAAAUAAAACAUUAGGACCAGGAGUUGUUUUGGUUACCAAUAAAUAAUAAGGUUAGAGUUUAGUUGAACAAAAGAGAUGUUACUUUUCUCCAUGGUCUAGGUUAAAUCUGAACUGAAGUUAAGCAAACAAAUAUAUAAUCUUAAAAAAAAAAAAUUCUUCUGUACUUGAAGUAUAUUUUUAAAUGAACUAUUCUAUACUCAUCUGUAUCUGCCAAUGUUACACUUGUAAUCUAUUUCAGGAGACACUGGUGAACCUGGCUGCCCUCAUUUGUAGUCUCAUCUUGGUUCCAUUAGUCAGCACCAGUCAAGCGUAAGUUAAAGCUUAUCAUCACAGUCACAUCAUUUUUAGCUUUUUAUUACAAAGCUCCAACACAACUAAAGAAUAUGGCUUACAGAUAGGGUACCCCAAACUGAAACCAAUAUUUGUAAAAAACUGGAUUUUGUAAGACUAACCACUGCAGUCACUGACACUCUUAAUCUUCUUGUCUAUCCAUUUAAAUAAGAUCGUCAUCUUUAUGUCAGCACAUACAUUGGAAGACACAGCACUUACACCGGGGCUACUCGGUUCACUGUAUAUAUUUCCUGUUUAACAAAAUUAAAUGCACAGUAAUCCCACCUCAAAAAAAUCUGGGCAGCUUCAAUAAUUUACUGGCAACAAUAAUACAUUAAAGUCUGUAAGCUUGUGUGUUUCAAUAAUUUAAAAUCUCAGCUCAAUUAUGUCUGUAUAUAAUAUGAAUUAACAACCAGAAGAGAAUUAAAAACAAUUCAUGAAUAAAUAAAAAGUCAUGAAUUAACAAAAUUCUGGGAGUAGAACACAAAACCGCAGACAACAUGAUAAUUUCUUUUAGGCUUCUACUUUCACCUAAGCAACUAUUCAUUUAAUGUUGUUAGCUUAUUGUUUAUUUUAUUACAUCCAGAAUAAUUUGGUCCCUGUUCCUGGUGUUCACAACGUUGCACCUGUUUGCCAACUACAAGGCGGUGACAUCGGUUUGUAUGGAGACCAUCAGCCAAGCAAGACUCCACUUCAUCACAAGGCACUACCUGACUAAGGAGGAGGUUCUGGAUGUGAAAACAGUUAAUUACAUGGAACCAGUUUUGUUUCGUAAGAUGUUCUUUCAAAAGAAAAAACAACAGUUAAACGUUUAACGAUAAGUUGAUUUAAAACCUUGUUUAUCAUCUCAUAAUUAUUUUUUAUUUGGCUGUCUAAGAAAGUUUAAAUGGCAUGAGAAACACUGCAAUGUAUCUGUUUACAACUUGAUGAUUUAUAAACAUGUAUACAUUUUUGCAAGAAAUAUUUGAGCCAAAUGUAUUUUAUUUUCAUCUAAAAUGUCUUGGUCUUCCCUUCUCCCGAAUUGAUAUCCCCAUAUUUCUGCCACAGCACAUUUAAAAUUAAAAAAAUGUACACAUUUCAAUUGUGUAACCUCAUUGGGGUUUAUAUUUGAUCUGCAGCUGUGAGACGUCCUCUGUCUAUUAGGCUUGGGGUCUCUUUGGGAGAUUUGACCAGGAGGUUAGUUAAAAACUGAGAACAAGGUUGUCCGAGGCUGUAAGUUAGUAAUUUUUUUUUGUUAUAAAUAUCAUUGUUAAAAUGAGUUUCUGUCUAGUAAUCCAUCAGUGCCACCUUCAUCAUAAGAAUCUGCUCUGCUGAUAUCUUGUUUAGUGUGCUGAAGAUAUGAAUAAAUAUUUGUUAUCUUUCUUUUGCAGUAUUUCAUUCCCGUCACUGAUGGACGUGUAUGAGAGAAGUAUGACAGGUUACAUACUCGGCAUAGACAUUCAAAGAAGUGAGUGAGUUAUUAAUCAAGCUACAAUUAAAAAACCUUCUUUUAGAUUAGGUUUAUAAAUAGGUCAAAUAGGCCUUCAUUAAAAAAUCCAUUAAAAUAGACUUGACUAUCUACAUUUUUAAUUAUACAUUUUUCUUUCAAGCUCCUAUGUGAUUAAAACAGUUGAGAUGUAAUUUGUAUAUACCCCCUUUUCCUGUGUGCUUUGCAGUGGAGCAUUAGUCUUGAAACGGUGGCCAUUUUAUUUGCACCCCAAUGGCGAAGGUCAUUCCUUUCAGUUGGUUCUGUGCAUAUUGUAAUGAGAAUACUAACGGCACCAUGAUACACUGUUAAUGAACACACAGUUAUUGGUAUUGAAACUGAUGCAUGGGAUGUGUUCCUCGGACUGAUGAUAAAGACUAUGUUCUAUUGGCGGUUGCCUUCCUUGGCAGCUGUGUUUCAUCCCCCAAUCUGGCACAUUAAAGACAACUAGGAAUCCCUCUCAUAGGACAACCAUCCAUGCCGGGUUUCAUCUCAAGAAUUAUUUCAAUAAGAAAUGCAGGCACUUAAAAAUUGGUGUCUGCCAGGAAAGCAAUAGGUGUAGGAGGAGGGGGGGCCACAUAAAUAUACUGUGCCAUUUUCCAAGUUGAUGUUCACACAUUAAAAGAUUAUCAAAUUCUGUUCUCUGUUUUCCUAGAGCAUAUUGACAUUGUGCUGUCCCAGUCAUCUGACACGCUUGACCAGCUCCAGGCCUGCUUUCAUGCAGAGCUUCUCAACUUUAUUUUGGAACAGAAUAAGAGAGGACAGGUAAAUCUUCAAAAUGUUUAAUUAAUUAAAGAAUAUUUGCAUACAUUCCAAAACAUUUGAAAUUACAAUAUGAAUUAUAAAACAACUGAAUAUUGUGGGAACGGUAUCUCUUUUUUUUUUUUUUUUUUUUUUUUUUUUUUUUUUUUAAUUUUUUUGGUUUUUUUUUUUUUUUUUUUUUUGUUUGUGUGUUUAAAAUUGUCUGGCUGUUAGUUAUCUAUGUGUUACUGCUGACCCUGUUUAUCUGUGUUACUGCUGACCCUGUUUAUCUGUGUGUUACUGCUGACCUGGUUUAUCUGUUACUUCUGACCUAGUUUAAAUGUGUUUUACUGCUGAUCCUGUUUAUCUCUGUGUUACUGCUGAUCCUGUUUAUCUGUGUGUUUAUGCUGAUCCUGUUUAUCUGUGUGUUACUGCUGGUUAGUUAAACCGUGAAAGGUUAAAAGUGGGUAAUGAAAUAUUUCUGAAUAGUCGACCAUUAGUUCUAUCCUUGAAUCCUAUCUAUCAAUUAAUUUCAUUUUUGCAAUUUUUAAAAAAUAUUAAGCUUUAACAUUAUAUAAACAUAUAUAUAUAAUUGGGGUUGUUCAUGUUAAAGAUGAAGCUGGACUAUUUGGAAACAAAAAUCUUCUUGAAUAAAAAUGAAUAUUUUAUUAAUGACAUUUUGGGGACAAUUUUUAAAUCUUAAAAUUAGAGGUACUAUAUUUUCUCAUUCAGGAGCUGAGCCCGAAGUUAAAACUCUUGGGGAAAUUGAUGCAUGAAGUUCAGAGCUCAGGAUCACAUAAUGAAGGUAUGUUGGUUCCUAUCAGUCAAUAUAAUUCUCUAUGCAUGAAAGAAAGUAUGAUACAAUGGUGAGUUCAGUAGCAUGCAAAAUUAAAUUCCUAACUAGCUGAAUGAGAUUCUUAAAAAUACAUGAAGUGCAUUUGGUGCGUAAUAUUUUCAAUUGUUAUAGGUAAAUAGUUGGUGUAAUAAAUCUGAUGUGCAAAAGUGGGUGGGGCAUUAGAAUUUUAAUAUAGUUCAUGGGCGUAACAAUUUUUGGUGGCGUACUGGGUGGUGGGGAGGGUUUAGCUCUAAUAGAUAUUCUUAUAAAGUAAUUUUCUUGAUUGCAUGUUUUAUCUAGUAACUUUAGUAGAUGGGAGGUUCACUUAUUGCCGCAGCCAUUGUCUGGCAGACCAUAAAUUUUUACAAUUAUAAUUAAAUGUACUGGAGGAUAUCAGAAAAUUUAACCAUUGAUAAAUUAGUGAUAAAAGUUGAACCUAUUUUUUAACAAACCUUGUUAAAUGAACCAUAGGUUAAAUAUUUAUAUUGAAAUUAUUGCAAACUGAAAAUACAUUUCUUAAAAUGUGUUUAAAACUCAGAUAUGAUUAAGUCUGUCCUGGCAACUUCCCUGCACUUUGUGGAGAGCUGUUUAUCAUCCUUGACGAGAGAGCUCCAUGCCCAUGGUUGGGUAACUGAGGUUGCUCUGCUUGGCGCCAAUGAAUGGAGGGCAUUGUGGGAUUAUGAAGAACUGCUGAAUAAGAAAUCAAACUAAAAUAUUUCUCUGCUGCAUGAAGCUGCAUGCAUGAAGUAAUACAUAACUUAUAAAUACAAAACAGAGCUUGCUGGUUUCGGAUGAAAGCAAACAUUGAAGUUAAAGAAACAAAUACAGUAACAGUAAUAUGGAACAUCCAAUAAUCCUAUUUAAAGAUUAGCCAUUAUCUACUUUUAUUUGAAAUACUUAAGUGUAGUAAUACAUGAUAAUUUCCAAUGAAAAUUCCUUUUGUUUUUGUCAAUAUUACUUUUUAUGUGCUAAUAUUUAGAUGAAUAUACAAUCUAAAAUGACAAUUAAUUUUUAUAAAAUGCUAAUUUUUUUUCUUGGCUAAAGAGUGUAAUAAAAAAAAAAAUCUAAUAAAAUUAACAAAUAUUCUAUAUAUUAAAUUAAAGUAUAGGUUUUAAAUUAAAAAAAAAAAAAGUUAACUUCUUGAAUUAUGUUACUAUGUUUAACAUUUUUUUUAAUAACCUUAAUCUGUGUUGUAAUGAGGAGAUCUGACUUAACGAAAAACAGUAUUUAACUUACCACUUCCAACUUUUAUCUCAUAUUUCUAUUACAGUUCUUUCAUUAAACACAAAAGAAUGCCUUGGAUAAUGUGUUACUGUUAUUUUAAAAAAAAAUCAUUAAACUGUAACUAAAAUGUGCUGACAUCAAUAUACAUUUGAAAAAUCCCUUUUUAUUUAUCAUAUCACAUCAGUUAAAAUGUCUAAAUAUGUCAGUGUAAAAAUAGAAGAAGCAGUGCUACAAUAUGUCAGUGUAAAAAUAGAAUUAGGAAAGUGCUACUUGGGUAAGUGAGUUAUGAUCUGCACCAGAAAACAUCAUUGUGUGAGCAUAUAAUUGUGAACUCAACCACUUUGAUGACAUCUUUUACAUGACAGAUUUUUCCAGGUAUUAUUUUAAAUUUUACAGUGCAAUAAAAUCAAGUCAUGUGAUAUUUCAACAAAAAAAAUGCAUUUUAAUAUUGACUAUUAUUAUUGUCAAAUAGCAAAUGUGUAAUUUUUAUUUAAAAAUGAAUGUGCAAAUUAACUCUGCCAGCAUUGACGUUUGAUUUGUAUUGGACUUUGUGAAUUAAAAAUAUUAAUUUUGUUGUUAGAUGAUAUAAUUCAUGGCAUUUAUUGUAAUGUUGGGUUGCAGAGAAGCCUUUUAAGUGGGAUGUUUUUGAACUAAUUUUGCAAGCUUUUAUAGGUAACUCUUUUAGAAAUAAUGUGUGUUGCCUCUCCUAUUAACAGAGUUGUUUUGAAUAAAAAUGCUUGCUUUAACCCAUUACCAAAUCCUGUGAUAAGUACUAACAUAAAAAAUAGUUUUUGAAUAAUGAUAAAAGGGGGGUGGGGGUGGCUAAUAGGUUUUGUUUUACACACCACACAGAUUGUUUUCUGUCUUUACCUUAUAUUCCCAUUACCCAACUUAUCCAAGUAAUAUCAAUAGUUUGUUAGAACAAAUUAAAAUUUAAGACUUAUCGUGCAUGUAGAAAUAUAAGUUUGUUGUAAGUGGAUUGAUUUACUUUAACUGUGCAACUGGUUGUGAUUACAGCCAACAUUUUUGUGUCUCAUUUAAAUCUAUUGAAGCACAACUGUAUUUCUGAUGUACAUUUUAGUGAAGAACUGCUGUCCAAUUUUGAUUUAUAGUUGAAUUUACAUUUUUAAAAUUGCAGAGACACUAACAGAGAGUUUUAGAUCUGAAUUAUAGUAAAUGACAUUAAUGAUAAUUUAUCUUUUGUUUAUCUUGUCAGUUUUGAUAAUAAUUUUUUUUUUUUUUUCAAUUGUUGUAUUUUAUCAUGAUCAAUUGUUUGCUUAACACUCACUAAUGAGAAUUCAAUUCAAUCAGUUAAAAGCUCAUUACUAUUUACCAUUCAUUUAAAAUUGACAACAAGAAUAUGAUUAAGUUUUCUAAAAUAGUUACUCACAUAAUAUAUUAUUUCACUGCCAUACUUUACACUAAAGACAAGGGAUCUAUAUUUCCCACUACCAAUUAAUCAACAUUCUACAAUUCAAUAACCCAAUGAUUUUCAGUAUUAUAAUAGUUAUAGUGAUAUAGUAUAUUCAAAUUAAAAUACUACAAUUGCAUGCUGUUAUUCUCCCCC